Molecule: messenger RNA, 1417 nt
Organism: Leucoraja erinaceus (little skate)
Lineage: Eukaryota; Metazoa; Chordata; Chondrichthyes; Rajiformes; Rajidae
Product: junctional adhesion molecule A-like
Exons: 10
Biological process (GO): intestinal absorption; establishment of endothelial intestinal barrier; cell adhesion
Cellular component (GO): bicellular tight junction
Source: RefSeq, a predicted model, not a curated record
GGGACAGGGGUUACCUGGGCAGGUGAGGGCGGGGCUUGGGUCAGGUGUGGCCGCGAGGGGGACGUUGCCCUCAUUGGCGCCGCGUCCUUGUCUGCUGCCUGCAACAAGAUGGCUUCCCCUUGGCUUGUUUUGCUGGUUCUCCUGGGGGGACAAGUGUCUUUGAGUGGAUCCUACCAAGUGACGACCCGCUCGCCUAAAGUGAGCGUGCGAGCUGGAGCAGCUGCCGACCUGUACUGUCAGUACUCUGCCGACUUUGGGGACCCCCGCGUGGAGUGGAAGUUCAAAGACCUGGAAGGAUCCUUCCGUCUCGUCUACUACAACAAGCAGAUCACUGACACUUACCAGGGCCGUGUAGACUUCUCUCCCGCUGCUCUCCACUUUGUGAAGACUCAAGCGACAGACAGCGGUGAAUACAGCUGUGAGGCGACCACACCCGACGGGGAAUACACCGACACCGUCAAGGUCGAGCUCGUCGUGCAGGUCCCCCCCGGGCAGCCCACGGCCAAUGUGCCCUCCUCGGUGGUCAAGGGCAGCAUGGUACAGCUGCAGUGCACGGAGACCACGGGCUACCCACCGCCCACCUUCCGCUGGUACCGCAACAACGUGUUGAUGCCCGAGAAAUCAGCUGCAAGUGCCAGCUUCCGCAACUCCACCUUCACCAUCCAGCCUGGCACGGGGAGCUGACCUUCGACCCAGUGAAAUCAGGCAGACAAUGGUGAAUACAUGUGUGAAGCCAGCAAUGGGGUGGGGCCACCCACCAAGAGCUCCCCCCUCAGCCUGCAAGUGUAUGAAAGCAACGUGGGGGGCAUCGUUGCCGGAGUGAUCGUGGCCCUCAUCAUCCUGGCCCUCAUCGGCGUCGCCAUCUGGUUCGCCUAUCGCAAGGGAUACCUGGGACGGAAAACAAGCGACAAGCCGAAGGUGAUCUACAGCCAGCCGCCCGCAGACACGACCGACGAUGGUGACUUCAGACAGAAAUCUUCGUUUGUUGUUUGAAUCAUUCGUGGAUUUCUUUGAACAUGUUAUUUGUGAAGAACUGAGGAUAGAAGAAAGUUUCAUUGAGCGCACUGCGGUUUUUAUAUUUUAAUAUAUCAUGGUUUUUGGAAUCAUCUGUUUCUCUACUUUUGUACUUGAAUUGACAUCGUGGAGGGAGCCCUGUGUAACUAGCCCGGGCCCUGGGCGUGUGUGACAGGACAAUGCAAGGAGAAGCUUCACUCUGUGUCUGUCCCCUGGGGACUCUGUGGACUGACGGUGUGCGAGUGGGGUUUACGUUGCAACGGGAUGGGGAUGGGCUUGCACUCGUCACUGGGAGUCACGAGAUGGGUUAUCACCAAAUCUGUUCAGCGCUCUUCCCACCCUCGCUCCUCUCUCAACACCCUUGUCCUGCAGCAAUAAUUGAAUAAAGUGUUCCUUAUCUCUA